This is a messenger RNA of Daldinia loculata, 1539 nucleotides long. RefSeq lists its product as uncharacterized. Gene Ontology annotation, biological process: regulation of DNA-templated transcription. The record is from RefSeq and is a predicted model, not a curated record. The coding region runs from base 1 to 1539 and encodes 512 amino acids. The transcript is spliced from 3 exons. NCBI's taxonomy places the organism in Eukaryota, Fungi, Ascomycota, Sordariomycetes, Xylariales, Hypoxylaceae. Gene Ontology annotation, molecular function: DNA-binding transcription factor activity.
AUGAGUCAAGACAACUCUAACUGGCAGGGAGAGGCCAACCCUCACUUCAAUCCCGUUGCUCCUCCUCUUGGGGCAAACGACAUGUAUGCCUCGUACGGAGGUGUUCCUGACAACUCGUCAAUUAGUCAGGCAAGCGGCAUGGCAUUCAACAAUGCCAACGCCACGUCUACUAUGACAACCCCAGGAGGAAUGGCUUCGGGAAUGUCGUCGGCGAGCCCUAUGUCGCCAAUGCCCCUAAUGACCUCCAUGGCUCAUCUGCCUCCUACGCCUCAGCAGUCCAUGUCACCUAUGUCACCUAUAUCCCCGACUCUACUUGGGUCCAUGGCCGCCGCUUCUAUGGGCCAGGGCUACCAAGGCUGGGCAGGCAACAUGAACAUGGCCUUAGCCUAUGGUUCUCGUCCGACCAACCAGAAUACCCCUGGUAUGCCGAUGGGCUUGCAAGGCCAAGGGAUGCUUCACCAAUAUCAAAUUGGUCGGGCCCCAAUGUCUGCCCUACCACCUGCUCCAAGGUCGGUUCCAAUGUCCGCUACCAACCGUCCCCUCAACUCGAGACCGCCUAUGCCACAGCGCCGACUAGGCAUGGUCAACUCUUCCUCUGGAAGCGGCGCGGACUCUGGUAUGUCCGGUCCGGAGCGGGACUCUGCUCAUAGGGUCACGAAGAGACAGGGGAAGACAAGACAAACAAAGGCCGACAAAGACGGAGACUUGUCAAUGUCGGACUCGUCGAACCUGCAAUGGAGACCGGGGAUGAGACUGACCAAGAUCCUCGACUCCUGGUCUGAGGAGAGAAAGGAGGAGACUCGCAUCAGAAACGAGUUGAUCUCCAGGUGCAAGGCUGAUCAUACGAGAAGCCAGAACAGGGUCUCGGCUCGUAAGAGUCGUCAGAAGAAGGAGGACGCACUGCAGGAUGCUAGAGGUAAUGUGCAGAAGCUCCAAGAGCAGAACACGGCACUGUCUCAGCAAGUACAGGAACUCACUGCAAGAGUCAACAUCUACCAGAUGGAUAUUGAGAACCGUGGCCAGACCAUUGCCAUGCUGGCCAGCGAAAAUGCGGCUCUCCAGUCGCGAAUCAACCAACUGGAGAUGCAGGCCUUGCAGGGCGGACAAGGAGCACAGGAAUACCAGGCAGAGCAGAUGCCUGCGCAAGAGCUCAGUCCGGUUCUACCUCCCUACUCGAGCCAAGUACAGAGCCAACUUCAAGGCUCUAUGUUCCUGCAGCAUCCUAUGCAGAGCCCUAAUCCGACCAUGACUCAAGUCCAGGGUCAGGCUGCCCCAGGUCUGGCUCAGAGCCACGCCCAGGCCUCUUCGUCCGCCCAGGAAGGCCUUGAGGUUCAAGAAGCCCCUCAAGGCGAAGAGCUAGCCGGAGGUCAAGAGGAAGAGGGAACAUAUACAAAGGCUCUAAACUCUGACCUGUCUCCUAUGAGCACGGCUCAAUGCCCAGCCAAGCCAGGAGACAAGGUAGAUGGUGAGAUGGACAAUGGCGGCGACAUACCCUUCUAUGACUACCAGGGUUUCUUUAAUGACGGUGACCAGGCAUAG